Messenger RNA from Drosophila nasuta, 3917 nucleotides. It is a transcript of the gene IntS2, whose product is annotated as integrator complex subunit 2. Gene Ontology annotation, biological process: snRNA 3'-end processing. The transcript is spliced from 3 exons. Gene Ontology annotation, cellular component: integrator complex. Bases 146 to 3592 code for a protein of 1148 amino acids. NCBI's taxonomy places the organism in Eukaryota, Metazoa, Arthropoda, Insecta, Diptera, Drosophilidae. The record is from RefSeq and is a predicted model, not a curated record.
UUGCAGCGCUGUUUUAUUUUGGCCCUCUAGUGGCAAAUAGUGUGUGCGUGUGUGUGCUGACGACGGAUACGCUGCCCAAAUCCAAUCGAACACAAAUUGACAUUAUUAUUCUGGCAACAGGUUGCAGUCCAGCUACAGCCAACAAAUGCCGGUGCGCACGUACGAUGUGACGGAGCGCGUCUUCACCGCGAUGCAGACGCUGGACAUCACAUCGCUAGCCGAUUAUCCGGAGCAUGAAAUACGCCCGGUGCUGCCGUCGCUAGUGCGGAUGAGUUUGCUCUCACCACUGGACAACACGGAGGGUUCAAUGGAGUCGCGCAAACAAAUACUGGCCGUGCUCAUUGGCAUCGAGGUGGUGAACAGCAUUGUGUCCUAUCUGCAGGUGAAUUACCAUGAGCUGGAGAACGAUCUGAAAAAAGAGCUGCAGACGCGACAAAAGAAUUCGGCAGCCAACUUCAUGGAUGCCCAGCAGCAGCAACAACAGCAACCGCAACCGGAAUAUGGCCUCCAAUCGGGCAUCGCCUUGGGAUUUGAACGCGCCGAUGUGGCGCGCAAAGUGCGUGUGGUGCUCUCCGAGAUUUUCAAUCUACAGCAGCAGCUAACGAAUGCCAAUGCCGGCGGCUCUGGCUCCGGCUCCGAGUCGAAGGCGGCCACAGCAACAACCAACAACGCCGGCAGCAGCUCAGGCGGUGGCAGCAGCCCAACGACGGCGACUUUGCUGCAGGCGACGCAUUCGGAGAUGCUCGACGAUGGCAUCUAUCUGGAGGAGGUGGUCGACAUACUGUGUAUUGCGCUCGCCGAGCUGCCGUCGCUGCUCAACAUACUGGAGCUAACAGACGCCUUGGUCCAGGUGCCAAACGGUUAUCGCAUUGUUUGCGCCUUGGUGGCCAAUUUCCCAGAUUGCUAUCGCGAUGUGGUGUCGCAUGUGAUUGCCAACUGUGAUGAGGAGGCGGCCGAUGGCAAGCAGCGGCUCUUACUGCUCAUGUCGCUCAGCGAAAUGAAUCCAUCGCAGGCGCUGGCCAAUCGCUCUAUGUGUGUGGAGAUGCUCAAAGUGCCGUCGUUCAUGCUCAAGCUGGCGUUGAAGCAUCCCGAUGAUUUGAUUGCCUUCCUCACCGGUUUGCUGCUGGGCAACGAUCAGAAUCUGCGCUCCUGGUUUGCGCUCUACAUUCGCACCAGCCAGAAGCGGAAGGGUGAUGCAUUGAAUCUGGUGCGCGUCGAGCUGCUGCAGAAGAUCGUGCGCAUCACAAGCAAAGCUGCUGAACUGAAGGACUUCAAUCUGCAGGGCGCCGUCCUGUUGCGUUUGUAUUGUGCCCUGCGUGGCAUCGGAGGACUGAAGUUCAAUGAUGACGAGAUCACAGCGUUGUCCCAGCUGGUCACGAGCUGCCCCAAGGCGACGCCAUCGGGCGUGCGCUUUGUCACGCUGGCGCUGUGCAUGCUCAUCGCCUGCCCCUCGCUGGUGUCCACCAUACAGCUGGAGAACAAGGCGGUCGAGUGGCUCCAGUGGCUGAUCCGUGAGGACGCCUUCUUCUGCAAGCGCUCUGGGUCGAGCAGCUCCCUGGGAGAGAUGCUUCUGCUGUUGGCCAUACACUUUCACAGCAAUCAGAUCACGGCCAUUAGCGAGAUGGUUUGCUCCACGCUGGCCAUGAAGAUCCCCAUCCGGCCGAACAGCACCAAUCGGAUCAAGCAGCUGUUCACCCAGGAUCUGUUCACCGAACAGGUUGUUGCAUUGCAUGCAGUGCGGGUGCCGGUGACGCCGCAAUUGAAUGGCACCAUUCCGGGAUAUUUGCCGGUGCACUGCAUCCAUCAGCUGCUCAAGUCGCGCACGUUCCUCAAGCACAAGGUGCCGAUCAAGUCGUGGAUCUUCAAGCAGAUCUGCAGCUCGGUGCGUCCGGUGCAUCCGGUGAUGCCCGCUCUGGUCGAGGUGUUUGUCAACACGCUGAUCAUACCGAAUCCCACGGGCAAGAUCAGCAUCGAUCACAUGCAUCGUCCGUUCACAGAGCUCGAGAUCCUGCACGUCUUUCGCACCUCCCCGCUCACCUUCUUCGCCGAGGAGCUGCAGUCGGAGAGCUCCGAUGAACUGGCCCAGGUCGAGGUGAGUUGUCCGCUCACCUCGCAGCUCCUGAUGAUCUACUACCUGAUGCUGUACGAGGACACCCGGCUGAUGAAUCUGAGUGCGUUGGGUGGUCGCAAGCAGAAGGAGUACACCAACAAUUUCCUUAGCGGUUUACCCCUUAAGUAUCUGGUGCAGAAGGCGCAUCAAUACCACAGCGAUUACCUCUCGCUCUUCCAUCCGCUGCUGCGUCUCAUCAUCUCCAAUUAUCCGCAUCUCAGCAUGGUCGACGACUGGCUGGAGGAGCACUAUCUGGGCGGCAGCUCAUCGCUGCAGCACGUCAAUCACGAGCUUAAGCUGGAGCUCCUCGAACGGGCGUUGAACAUGCUCAAAGCCAAGCCCCAGCUGGCGAUACGCAUCUUCAAGCGUCUGCUGCAGUUGCCUCCCGAAUCGUUGGCUCAGUAUGCGCCUAAGCUGGUCGAGCAUCUACCCCACGUGUUUGCCAAGGAUGUGCCACGCUACGUGAAGGAUCUGUACAACGAUCUGUGGCUGCGCCUCAACGCUGUGCUCCCUACCACCUUUUGGCUGAUGUCGUUGCGCGCGAUCACACGCAGCGCAGACUCGAUGAGCAAUCGUCGCAGCUUUGGCAACGAGAGUCUCCUCGAACCCAUGGAUGUCCUGGCUUGCCCACGUCAGGUGUUUUGCUCUCCGUACAUGCUGGUUGUACUGCUGCGCAUUCUCAAGGGCAGCUUGGCAGCCUCCAAGACGUACCUCAACGUGCACAUGCAACAGAAGCAGGUGCUCGACAAGAACGGACUUGUGCAAACCGAUGCGGAUCGCGAGGAGCUCAAGACCACGUUGAUUGCAUCGCAGGAAAGCGCCGCUGUUCACAUUCUCCUCGAGGUGCUCGAGCACAUGGACAGCAAAGCCUCGAGUCGCGUGGCGUUGUUGGAACUGCGCGAGAUUCAGGGCAUCAUCGGCAGCUAUGUGCAUCAGGCGUUCAUCACGGAACCUUCGCUGGCCAAACUUGUGCACUUCCAGACGUAUCCGAAGUCUGUGAUUCCCAUGAUCGUGGCCAGCGUCCCGUCCAUGCACAUUUGCAUUGAUUUCGUCCACGAGUUUCUCAACGUCACCGAGAUGGACAAACAGAUCUUCACCAUCGAGCUGACCUCGCAUCUGGUGCUCAACUAUUCGAUACCCCGGAGUUUGGGUGUCUCCAAGUUCUGUCUGAAUGUCAUUCAGACAACGCUCUCGCUCCUCACUUCAUCGGCCAAGUGCAAGUUCCUGCGUCACGUGCUGCCGUCGAUGGUGCGUUUCGUCGAAACGUUUCCGAUUCUCGCCGAGGAUUGUGUCAACAUCCUCAUGAACACCGGACGCAGCCUCCACUCACAGUCCUCGCUGGGCGUCACCACCAUGCAGAUGCCCCUGACGGAGAGCGCCAAGUUGUGCUCGUAUCGGGAUGCUCAGCUGCACAUCAACAUGAUCGAGGAUGCCUUCAAGGUGCUCGUCGAGGCCGUCAUGCAGAAGGCUGAACUCUAUUAGAUCUGAUACCCCCGUCUCCUUUCCUCUCCUCUCUCAGUCCCUGCCUCCCUGUCCCUCUUAGUAUUAAGCACAAGAUACGUAGUGAUUAGGCUAAUUGUUGUAGUGAGUGUAAAUGAUGAACUUUGCUUAACCCUUUGUCUAACGAAUUCAUCGCGUAUUUUCUCUGUAAGUCAACAACACACAAAUUGUUUCUCCAAACUGAAUGUAAAUAAAACACAUAAACACGUCUAAGAUCACAGUCAUUAUUUUUGUACUCUUUUAAAAUCUGAAAUAAAUCAGAAAUGAAUUUAAGUGUAGUGAAAAUAUAUUGAAUGAGAAAUAAUUG